AUGGAAGCCUUCUCAGAGGAGCAAAACAGUGCUUCUGGUUCGAACAUGAACAACACUGAUCAGCAUGCGACGAGUUCAGAGCCCGGAUCAAACUCACAAUCCAGCGACGGCCAGACUGCCGCGACGACGUCAACGCGCUUGCCAAGCAAGGCAGAGAUCGGUCUCAUGACCCUCGACGAAUUGCGAACGCGCACAAUACGAGCCCUUCAUGCGUCUGGACGCGAUGACGAGGAGACUCGACUCAAGACACUGUCACAAGCCGACCUGACAAAAGAGCUGAAUAAGUUGUAUGCCGAAGCAGAACUGCUGGCCUGCUGGCACGCCGGCGAGGUUAAACAUUGGCCACUUGGCAAAUUGCGAUUCGAGCUUGGCAUCCGUACGACUGAUGCGCUGCCCAAGAACAAGGCUACCCUUGUCAAACGCUUGCAGCGACUCAUCAACGACGAUCGCGCCUUACAGCCCAGGCAAACGAAUGCGCUGUCUUUGCCUGCAGAGCUCAUCCUCAAAGUGGCCUGGCAGCUCGAUUUCGAGGAGUUCAGAGAAGUCAUGAACAUAGAAGCAGUCUGUCGCUUCUGGCGGGCUGUGCUCUUCUCAGAGCAGUCCUGGUGGGCGGCGAUUGCUAGCAGAGCUCAUGAAUGGGAUAGAAUCUGUCACGCAUCCAUCGGCACUCUCUUCCGACAACCUCGCCCCAAAACAUUUGCCCGACAACCUCGACUCAGAGCAGUCCGACUGCUCAAUCGUCAAUGUUACACCUGUUCCCUCGAUAUCUUCAGCCUGAGUCCACAGGAGCUCGCCAAAUAUGACCACUCUGCUAACACGCCCUGUGACGAAUGCGAGGAACAGCUCGAUGAGCGUUGGCAAAACCUCCAAAAAACGCUGCGCAUAGCAGCUCUUGGUGACAAGCACGUCCAGCUGGCAGAGACCUCUCGGCGCUCUGAGCUGAGAAGACGAGUUUAUCAACGCCACACGUACCGGGUUUCGCAAAUCCAGUCGUGCAGUCCUCUCUGUGAGGUGUUCGAAGAUACAUGCAACAUGAGCAAGAUCCCGUUCUGUCCGGACAUGCGGCCUCCGUGGCUCAUCAGUUCGAUGGUCCCCUCUUUGGAAGCAUUUUAUGCGGAGAAAAACCACGAGAUCGCCCAGAACCUCUUGAAGGAGUUCGAGGAUAAGGCAAAGUCGGUCCAAGAAUGUACGAGGAGGAUGCAGACGCUCGCUGCCGCGGCUCAUAACGCGAAGAACGGGGCCGAUCGAUACGCGCCCUUUGAAUGGGGCAACUCGCAAGCGCGGGCCUAUAAGCCGUCAGAUCUAGUGUGGCAGGAAAUCGAGCGUCAUUCGGCUCUUCAGUUGGACGAAAAGGCGGAGCCCCGGUCGCUCGUGGUCAGAGAGCUCGUUGUACCGGCUGGCCCCACCCUCUUCCGAAGAUUCGCGCACGACCGCUACAACACACUCUACGAUAUCUGCGCAGCUACCCGAUCCACCAGACAGAUGUUCGGAUUGGUCUUCAAGCAUACCUUUUUCUACGAAGAUGUUGCGAAUCGUCAUCUGGGCAAUUACAUCGCUAUGCUUCGGCAGAAGGAUACCGAGCUCGGCCCUGUCAUAGCUUCAGGCAAAUGCGCCGGCGACGGCUGUCGGGCCGACCCUGAUCCGGACUGUAGCACACACGCUUGCGAGCGUCACUGCUCUAACUUUGCGACCGGCGUAUGGUCUACUAGCUCUAGCAAGCUGCGCUGUUUCAAUCCGUCGCACAAGCCGACCCCGGGUCGCGCGAAGCAAAUUCAGAGCUGGCUGGACUUGGAGGAAGCUUCGAUGGAGUCGACUCUCGAGAGCUUAUCGACCACAAAGCGCGCCUGA
This is a messenger RNA of Mixia osmundae IAM 14324, 1848 nucleotides long. RefSeq lists its product as uncharacterized. The transcript has 2 exons. Gene Ontology annotation, molecular function: protein binding. Bases 1 to 1848 code for a protein of 615 amino acids. Lineage: Eukaryota; Fungi; Basidiomycota; Mixiomycetes; Mixiales; Mixiaceae. The record is from RefSeq and is a predicted model, not a curated record.